Messenger RNA from Penicillium salamii, 204 nucleotides. Lineage: Eukaryota; Fungi; Ascomycota; Eurotiomycetes; Eurotiales; Aspergillaceae. The record is from the annotation of a GenBank genome assembly.
AUGGCCAACCAAUGUUCCGGUCACGUCUUUGCCAUUGUGCAAGCCACCAAUGGCAACAUUCUCACUUGGCGUUGCUCGGAUUGCAACUCUGGUCCAUUCGUGGCAAUCUGGCGAUGCAAGGCCUGUGGCCACUGUCGCUGCAAUGCCUGCCACAACACCAAAGGCUGUAAGUGUGUCCCAAAAUUGUUAGGUUGCAACUACUGA